Messenger RNA from Aspergillus sclerotioniger CBS 115572, 899 nucleotides. Its product is annotated as aldo/keto reductase. The record is from RefSeq and is a predicted model, not a curated record. The coding region runs from base 51 to 899 and encodes 282 amino acids. Gene Ontology annotation, molecular function: oxidoreductase activity. NCBI's taxonomy places the organism in Eukaryota, Fungi, Ascomycota, Eurotiomycetes, Eurotiales, Aspergillaceae. The transcript is spliced from 6 exons.
UUCCUCCUCAUCCAUUCCAUCUUCUACACCUCUUCAUCCACGAAUUCACCAUGUCUGUCCUCCAGAGUCUCCGUUCCACGUACCGUCUCAACUCCGGCCAUGAGAUUCCCGUCCUGGGAUACGGGGUCUAUAUGAUCCCAUCUUCCCAAACAGAGAAAGCCGCUCUUGAAGCAUUCAGAGUCGGCUAUCGCCAUGUCGACUCGGCCAUCAUGUACCACAACGAAAAGGCGUGCGGGCGCGCCAUCGCCAACUCGGGCCUCGAUCGAUCGGAGAUCUUCUUCACGACCAAGAUUCCCCCGGAAUCGAUGGGGUACGAUCGCACCAAGCGGGCCAUCGACUCGAGUCUGCGCGAAGCCCAGCAGGAGUAUUUCGAUCUAAUCCUCCUGCAUGCUCCUUAUGGCGGGAAGGAAGCCCGACUCGGGUCGUGGAAGGCCCUAGUGGAGGCCCAGAAGACCGGCAAGACCCGGUCCAUCGGGGUAUCCAACUACGGGGUGCACCACCUCGAGGAACUGGAGGACUACAUCCAGUCCGGCGGGGGCGGGCAGAUCGACGUCGGACAGUAUGAGUUGCAUCCGUGGCUGGACCGAUCGGAGAUUGUGGAGUGGUUGCAGAGCCGGAAGAUUGUGGUGGAGGCGUACUCGCCGCUGGCGCAUGGCACGCGCAUGGGCGAGCGGGUGCUGACGGAGCUGGGGAAGAAGUAUGGCAAGUCGCCGGCGCAGAUUAUGAUCCGAUGGGGAUUGCAGAAGGGGUUUGUGCCUCUUCCUAAAUCGGUGACUCCGAGUCGCAUGCAGGAGAAUGCCGACGUGUUUGAUUUUGCGCUGUCGGAUGAGGAGAUGAAGACGCUGCAUACGGGCGAAUACUCGCCUACGGACUGGGAUCCGACGAUGGAUUAUGAUUAA